AUCCCUGCUAGAGAGGAAGGCCCCAAUGAGCCACAAGAGGAUGAGAAUUAAGGAGGAGAAUCAAGAUGCUCCCGUUGACAGUCAGGUCAGCCUCUGAAGCUCAUCUGCCUCUCCAACCAUCAGGUCUAGGUGGCUGUGCUGUAGACUCUGUUGCCCUGUGACGUGCUGGUCGGGGAGUUCCAUAGGGAGGACGUUCGAUGUCCUGGAAGCCAGAAAUGGGAUUGGUGUCAUUUGAGGAUAUAGCUGUGGAAUUCACUUGGCAGGAAUGGCAGGACCUGAAUGAAGGUCAGAGGACGCUCUACAGGGAUGUGAUGCUAGAGAACUACAGUAACUUGCUGUUCUUGGGCCACUGCAAGACCAAACCUGAGUUGAUCUUCAAUUUGGAGCAAAGACUUGGAUCAUGGAUUGUAGGAGAAGCCUCACACCAGAGCAUCCCAGAUUUUCAGAAAAUGAAUACUCUGAACAAGACCAGUCCAGAAACCAAAGCAACACAUGUAUGGCAAAUUGCAUUUGACAGUGAUUCAUCAAAGUUGUUGGCUGGAAUAGGGAAGACUUUCAAUGUGAGUGGAAACCACAUUUCAAAUCAGAAUAUAAAGACUGAGAACUCACUAGGAAUGAGUCCUAGAAAGCUUAUUCUGUGGAAGGAUGUGUAUCUCCAUAGUGAUUCGGAUGAGAUAGAACUUGAUGAUCUUAACAGAACUAUAAAAUCCAUCAAACAUCCAGAGCAUGUUAGUCUGUACAGGUUUCAAAAUUCACAAAGUUACUUUCAAAGUCUUAUACCAGGGAAAUCCUUCAACACAAAAGCAAUAUUAUUUUCUCAUAAAUUCAGUGAAUAUGCAAAAUCCUUAGGUGAUACAGCACUUAUUAGCAAAGAGAUGGCUCAGAUAAGGGAGAAGUCUUUUAUAUCAGAGGUAAAGUGUAACAAGUCUGACCUUGAUGAAAAUGAGCAAAUACACCUGGGAGAGAACAAUUACAAAUGUAGUGACUUUGCAAACCCUUUCAUUACUGAAUCAUACCUUCCAAAACCUAAGGGAGAAAAGCUCUUUGUCCAGAAGGAAUAUGAGUUUUCUCAGCAGCCAGAAGUGAGUCUCCGUCAGAAAAUCCACAGAGGAAAAAAGUCCUAUGAAUGUAAAAUAUGUGGCAAGUGCUUUUAUUGGAAAACAAGCUUCAACAGACAUCAGAGUACUCACACUGGUGAGAAGCCCUAUGAAUGUACAGAAUGUAGUAAAGCAUUCUGCCAAAAGUCACACCUCACUCAGCAUCAGAGAGUUCACACAGGUGAGAGGCCAUAUAUAUGUUUCGAGUGCAGGAAAGCUUUCUAUCGUAAGUCAGAGCUUACUGACCAUCAGAGAAUUCACACAGGCGAGAAGCCAUAUGAAUGUAAGGAAUGUGGGAAGGCUUUUUGCCAAAAGCCUCAACUUACUCUACAUCAGAGAAUUCAUACAGGUGAGAAGCCCUAUGAGUGUGCAGAAUGUGGGAAAGCCUUCUCCACCAAAUCCUAUUUAACUGUACAUCAGAGAACUCACACAGGUGAGAAACCUUAUGAAUGUACAGUGUGCAGGAAAUCGUUUAUCUGUAAGUCGAGUUUCAGUCAUCAUUGGAGAACUCAUACUGGUGAAAAACCCUAUGAAUGCAAGCAGUGUAUGAAGACAUUCUAUCGGAAGUCAGGCCUGACUCGACACCAGAGAACUCACACAGGUGACAAACCCUAUGAAUGUCAGUUAUGUGAGAAAGCUUUCUACUGCACUUCACACCUCACUGUACAUCAGAGAACUCAUACAGGCGAGAAACCCUAUGAGUGUAAGGAGUGUCGGAAAGCUUUCUAUGAUAAGUCAAACCUUAGACGGCAUCAGAAGAUUCAUACUAUGGAGAAAGCCUGUGAAUGCAAACAGUGCAACAAAUCUCUUUUGGUUAACACUUCUCAACAUCAGACAAUGUACUAUGAAUAUGAAGAAUGCAAGAAAGCUUUCCACCAUCAAACAAACUUUACUUAAACAUCAACACUCUUCCAAAUAAGGGAACCCUGUGAUUGUAAAGAAUACUGGAAAACACCUACAAAUCAGAUCGUACUCCACAUAGGGCUACCCAUACAAGGGGUUAAACUGCAUGAAUAAACAGUAAAGGAAACUGUUUCAUGCUCGUUUAUCAAAGAACUUAGAACUGACUCUGGCAAAUUAAAUUAUUAAAUUGUCAAGUGCAUUAACCCAACAUAAGACAUGUUUAUGGUGGAGGGUCACUUGUACUCGGGCAACAGAAGAAGACACCAGGACUUAAAAGAAAAUAGGGCAAACUUUUCUACUCGAGGUUCUCCUGACAUACUACUAGAACUCAGUGGUGUGAAACCAGUGAAAGUGAAGAAUUUAAACUCUGAGUAGAAUUCGGAACUCCUUGUUGGGUGUGUUGGUGCAUUCCUCGAAUGUCAAUACUUGGAAAGUUGAGGAAGGAGGAUCAGGACUUAUACUAUAAUCUUAGCUGCAAAGCAAGUUCAAACACAACCUGGGUUAUAUGAGACCUUUAAAACAACCAACAACCAAAUAAUCAAAAAUAAAAGAAUCUUGAGAAUGGAUAAGAACUUCAUAAACCCCAUACAGGUUACAAAGGACAAGAACACAAUGGGGUAAAAUGUUGGUAUACUUUAUUUCCAUUUGAAUCAAAGAUGCUGGAGGGGUCCUAUUCAUGUAGGUUUUGUAGAAACUUGUGGAACUUUGUGGAAAUUACAUGACACUGAGCAUCACUUCACUCAUGAAAGUGAGCCCACUUGAAUUUAAGCAGUUAGGGCUGCAGAUGUAGCGCAGUGGCAGAGUGACCACUGUGGGUUUAACCUGCCUUUCAUAUAGGUAACCUCUGUUACACUUUGAAGGUUUUAUUAUAUGUAGUUGUGCAUGUGCUCCAUAGCACACAUGUCAAUGUCAGAGGACAAACUCCAAAGUCAGUUUUUUCCUACCUUGUGGGCCCUUAGUAUCACAUCCAGGUUAUUAGGCUUUACAGCAAACAAGCAUCUUUAUCCUCUGAGCCGUCUGUCCUGCCUCUAUUUUAUACUGAACAACUCUUAUAAAAUACUUAACAACUCUUGUAAAAUUAAAAGCAAUUCUAGAGGAUAUUUAGCCAGUCCAGAAUGCUUUAUUGGAAAGAUAUUUCUUUGGUCCUUUUCGGUUUGAAAAUAAGGUGUUGGUACAAAUGCCCUGAGUGAUAACAAAGUUCUGCUCUUCCGACCUUAGCCUCCUGAGUGCUUAGAUUACAUGUAUGUGCUUUUGUGUCCAGCCAUAAAAUUUUAAGGCAUAAAAAAUUAAGAAUGAAAAUUUCUAGAGCUUUUUUAGAUGCUGCAUGCAUGGUCUGAAUGCCCUGAAUGUUAUUAAAAAAUUGAGCAAAUGAAAGAUUUGAUUUUACAGCUCAGUGAAAGGAUGCCAAGAGAAGUGGGGGAGUGUGAAGUUCAAAGUUUAUUGGGGCAGAUUCCUGUAUCUUGGUCAUCAUAGAUAAGCAGAAGGCAGGGAAGCUGAAGAAGAUAAUGAAAGAGUUGAAAUAAAACACCCUCAUUUGGAUGGGGUUAAAAAUUCUAAAAUGUAAAAAAAGAUUCUGUUCAUAUAACCUGGGUGUUAAUUGAAAAUAAUAAAUGAUUUAAAAUAUUAUUUCAAAUUGUAUUCAGUUGUGUACAAAGAAGCAGGAUGGUCACUCCCAGUCAGAUAAAUUUGCCUCCAAUCUGGGCAUUUCUGGUUGACAUAAAUGAAAGGUUAUAGGUAAUACUGACAGCUAGUGGCCAGGCUUGAAACAUAUCUAAAAAUAUAAGUAUGUUUUUAUUAUAUAUGUUGUCUUAGAAAUCUGAAUUUGGAGCACUCAGCCUACGUACAGAGAUUUUGCCACAUGUGUAACAAAUACAUUGAGAGACUACUUAGUGUAUGUGCCCCUUUAUACAUGUAGUUCUGACUGCAAUUUCAGACUUACACAUAGUAUUAAAAUACCAUGGUUAUAUUAUUUAACUUGGUAUUGCUGUGGCCAACUCUCUUACAGAAACAAUUUAAGAAUGUAAAUAUUUUAAAUCAUAGUUUCAUAUAGUACUUGACCCCUUACCAUGGGUAGAUCAUGGUUGGCAGAAGGGAUAGCUAACAGUUUUUAACCUUCAGGUAGAUAGGAAACAGCAAAGAAAUGGCUGAAUGACAGGUUCAUUAUUUAAACAUAUAUGGCAGUGACAUCUUUAACGAAAACCUCCAAAAAUAUGCAUCAAAAACAACCCAAAGGACAAAUAGCAAACAAAAAAGGGCCUUCCUGAAGUUUACAUCACCUCCUCUGAAAACUCAGCACCCAAUACACACACCUUUCAGAUUCAAAUCAGAAUAUAUAACUUUCACAUUAAACAACUACCGCAUUGAUAUUUUGUUAAAUAUAUCCUGUUCAUACAGAGUUCUAUGGAUAUUUUUACAAAAUUAUUCAGACUGAAACUGAUGAGCUAUUCACUGCUCCAAGAGGGUGACUGAUUUUGAAUUUUCAAAGUUUAACCAACAAAAAGCCUGCUGUCAUAUCUAAUAUCAACAGUUUGUGUUAAAAUGCAAAAAGCUGGUUCACAAUUGUUCAUAGUUGACAUCUGAAUUAAAGCAUUUUUGGUCAA
Psammomys obesus (fat sand rat) is the source of this 4600-nucleotide messenger RNA. RefSeq names its product zinc finger protein 39-like. The record is from RefSeq and is a predicted model, not a curated record. Lineage: Eukaryota; Metazoa; Chordata; Mammalia; Rodentia; Muridae. Gene Ontology annotation, biological process: regulation of transcription by RNA polymerase II. Gene Ontology annotation, molecular function: DNA-binding transcription factor activity, RNA polymerase II-specific; RNA polymerase II cis-regulatory region sequence-specific DNA binding.